This is a messenger RNA of Sesamum indicum (sesame), 3657 nucleotides long. Its product is annotated as Insulinase (Peptidase family M16) protein. Gene Ontology annotation, molecular function: metal ion binding; metalloendopeptidase activity. The record is from RefSeq and is a predicted model, not a curated record. Gene Ontology annotation, biological process: proteolysis. Lineage: Eukaryota; Viridiplantae; Streptophyta; Magnoliopsida; Lamiales; Pedaliaceae.
UACCCAAAAUAAGCUUUUAUUGAUACUGAACACCAAAAUUUCACUCUCGACAGAAACACUAACAAAUUUGGAAAAUCGGGCAUGGAUUUGUUGCCGGGAGAGUCGCCGCAGAUCUUGAGCAAGAGCAAGCAGCGCUUCCGCUCGCUCAAGCUCGUUAACGUCAAUGACGACGAUGUUUUGCCGGAGACGCCGUACGGCGUCGACUACGGCCGUCUCACCAACGGUCUCACUUACUAUGUGCGCUCCAAUUCCAAGCCCAAAAUGAGAGCUGCUCUGGCUCUCGCUGUUAAGGUUGGUUCAGUUUUAGAAGAGGAAGAAGAGCGUGGAGUUGCUCACAUAGUCGAGCAUCUAGCUUUCAGUGCCACCAAGAAAUAUACAAACCAUGAUAUUGUCAAAUUUCUUGAAAGUAUUGGGGCUGAAUUUGGUGCCUGCCAAAAUGCUGUUACGUCAGCUGAUGAAACUGUUUACGAAUUAUUUGUUCCUGUUGACAAGCCUGAACUAUUAUCUCAAGCCAUUUCGGUCUUAGCAGAGUUCAGUUCUGAGGUUCGUGUAUCAGCAGAUGACUUGGAGAAAGAAAGGGGAGCUGUAUUAGAAGAGUAUAGAGGAAGCAGAAAUGCAAAUGGAAGGAUGCAGGAUGCGCACUGGGUUCUUAUGAUGGAAGGUUCAAAAUAUGCAGAUCGAUUACCCAUUGGACUCGAAAAGGUGAUCCGUACUGUUUCCCCCAAUAUUGUGAAGCAGUUCUAUAAGAAGUGGUACCAUUUGCAGAAUAUGGCUUUGAUUGCUGUCGGAGAUUUUCCUGAUACACAGAGUGUCGUUGAGUUGAUAAAGACCCACUUUGAAGAUAAAAUUCCAGUACUUGAUCCUCCAUUCAUACCACGGUUCACAGUCCCAUCACAUGCGGAGUCACGUUUUUCAAGCUUGGUGGAAUCUGAAGCAGCUGGGUCAGCAGUGAUGAUCAGUUGCAAGGUUCCAGUGGAUGAACUGAAAACCGUGAAGGAUUACAGGCAUUUACUCGCUGAAUCCAUGUUUUUUCAUGCUUUAAACCAAAGGUUCUUUAAAUUGUCUCGAAAGAAGGACCCUCCUUACUUUUCAUGCUCAGCUGCUGCUGAUGUUCUUGUUCGUCCAACAAAGGCCUAUAUAAUGACUUCAGCCUGUAAGCAAAAAGGGACUACCAUUGCACUGGAAUCGAUGCUGAUUGAGGUUGCUAGAGUUCGUAUGCAUGGCUUUUCGGAACGUGAAAUAUCCAUUUCCCGAGCUCUUUUGAUGUCAGAGAUUGAAUCUGCCUAUCUAGAGCGAGACCAAAUGCAAUCUACCAAUUUACGAGAUGAAUAUAUACAGCAUUUUCUUCGAAAUGAACCUGUUGUUGGGAUUGAAUAUGAGGCACAACUUCAUAAAACUCUUCUACCCUAUAUAUCAGCCUCUGAGGUAUCCAAAUAUUCAGAAAAUUUUCGGACAUCAUGUAAUUGCGUUAUAAAAACAAUUGAGCCUCAGGCAGCUGCAACAGUGGAUGAUUUGAGAACUGUUGUUUCAAGGGUUAAUUCUUUUGAAGAAGAAGGAAGCAUUUCUCCCUGGGAUGAUGAAAGCAUUCCAGAAGAAAUUGUUAGUGUAGAGCCAAAUCCAGGCCAUGUGGUGCAACAGUUUGAAUACUCCAGUAUUGGUGCAACAGAGUUGAUUCUUUCAAAUGGCAUGCGAGUUUGCUAUAAAUGCACAGAUUUCUUUGAUGACCAGGUUCUGUUCACAGGUUUCUCCUAUGGGGGUUUAUCUGAACUCCAAGAAUGUGAAUAUUUCUCAUGCUCAAUGGGUCCAACAAUCGCCGGUGAAAUUGGUGUAUUUGGUCAUAGACCUUCAGUGCUUUCCGAUAUGCUUGCUGGUAAAAGAGCUGAAGUAGGCACCAGCCUUGGAGCAUAUAUGCGAAGCUUUUCUGGCGAUUGCUCGCCGUCAGACUUGGAAACCGCUUUGCAGUUGGUCUAUCAACUUUUUGUGACAAACCUAGAACCGGGAGAAGAAGAUGUGAAAAUAGUGAUGCAAAUGGCAGAAGAAUCUGUUCGUGCUCAAGAGAGAGAUCCUUAUACUGCAUUUGCUAACCGUGUGAGAGAGAUCAACUAUGGGAAUUCCUACUUUUUCAGGCCAAUUAAAAUUGGUGACCUACGGAAAGUUGACCCUUUUAGAGCUUGUGAAUAUUUUAACAAUUGUUUCAAGGAUCCAUCAACUUUUACUGUUGUCAUUGUUGGAAAUAUUGACCCUGCAAUUGCAUGCCCUCUGAUACUGCAAUAUUUGGGAGGGAUCCCAAGACCUCCCAAGCCAAUUUUGAGUUUCAAGCGUGAUGAACUCAAAGGAUUACCAUUUACUUUUCCUUCCACUGUGAUUAGGGAAAUUGUUCGGAGCCCCAUGGUAGAAGCCCAGUGUUCGGUCCAGCUUUGCUUUCCCGUUGAGCUUAAGAAUGAAAAUAUGAUGGAAGAUGUUCACUUGACUGGAUUAAUCAGCAAGCUUCUGGAAACUAAGAUCCUACAAGUCCUCCGUUUUAAGCAUGGGCAGAUUUACUCUGCUGGAGUUUCUGUGUUCCUUGGUGGUAACAGACCCUCAAGAGUUGGCAACAUUCGUGGAGAUAUAAGCGUUAACUUUUCUUGUGAUCCUGAAAUUUCAUCAACACUGGUCAAUCUUGCCUUGGAUGAGAUCCUGCGUCUUCAAGAGGAGGGACCUUCAGAUGAUGAUGUUUCUACCAUCCUUGAAAUUGAACAAAGAGCCCAUGAAAAUGGAUUGCAGGAGAACUAUUAUUGGUUGGAGAGGAUUCUGCGCAGCUAUCAGUCGAGGAUUUAUUCUGACGAUGUUGGCGCUUCUUUCCAGAUUCAAGAUGAGGGACGCAGUAGAGUAAGAAGUACCUUGACACCAUUAACGGCUCAGUCAGCAUUACAGAGGAUUAUACCUUUUCCUUGCAAAAACCAGUACACUGUAGUAAUUCUAAUGCCUCAGUCCUCCCGUUUCAAGAUGCUAAAAUCAUUCAUCAGCUCUAUUCCAGUUCCUUAUUCCAGAGAUGCUAAGAUUUUGGCAGGCAUUGGUGCCAUAACAGUUCUGGUGUUCAGUCUAUGGAGAUACUCACAAAGAGCAGCAAAAUCAUAGUUGCAUAUAUAUGCAGAUGGGUUUGCUGGUUUACAUUAUCCAAAAUGAUGAAGGUUUUGGUUGGGGUUGUACUGCUUUUAGUCUUUUUCAUGAAAGGUACACAACCCGAACGUCACCCUAAACACUUUCCCAGCCUGCGAUGCGUCAUUGCAGCCCAACAUGAUAGAUUCACAAUUCUUUCCUGGAUACUCUGAACUGCUUUAUGUGAUUUGAUGAGUUUAAACAUUUCUCAGUGAUACAUUUCCUGGGAGCUAAUUUCUUUCAAAGUUUAUUUUGGCUAAGGAAGAACGGUAAACCCCAUUGUUUCCUUAAUUAUUUGGGGGUGGGCGGAGAGUUCUUCUUUGGUGUUGCUAAUUACUGCACGAGAUUAAGUGUUAAUAGCACUGUUUGUUGGUAAAAUCAUAUUAAUGGGUUGGGGCUUUACUUCUUGAAAUGAGAUACAGUAUACAUUCCUGGUAAAUUACAUUUUUGGUUCCUAUAUGUAGUCACUUUUUCGUUUUGGGUCCCUAAUGUUCAUCUCCCAUAAUUUUGGUCCCUAAA